This is a messenger RNA of Eleginops maclovinus (Patagonian blennie), 6452 nucleotides long. RefSeq names its product patatin-like phospholipase domain containing 7b (gene pnpla7b). The transcript has 36 exons. Lineage: Eukaryota; Metazoa; Chordata; Actinopteri; Perciformes; Eleginopidae. Gene Ontology annotation, molecular function: phosphatidylcholine lysophospholipase A1 activity. The record is from RefSeq and is a predicted model, not a curated record. Bases 28 to 3948 code for a protein of 1306 amino acids. Gene Ontology annotation, biological process: lipid metabolic process. Gene Ontology annotation, cellular component: endoplasmic reticulum.
AGAAACUUUGACACCAGAAAGAAAGGCAUGGAAGAGAAUGAGGAAGAGGAGAGCUGCAGCAUAUACCCGAGCCUGCUGCUUCCAAUCGGCAAUGAGAUCAAGGCCAGGAUGCAGCAGCUUGUGGAGGAAAGGAUGGAGGCCAACAUGUGGACAGCUGUGCUGAUUGGAGCUGUGACGGUUGUUUCUGUGGUUGGAGUUGUGGUGUUCCUUCUUUACAGAAGAUACAAACUGUCAAAGGAGCAGGCCGGCGUUCCACACUAUCGCUUCAGGAAGAGAGACAAGGUGAUGUUCUACGGCCGGAAGAUCAUGAGAAAGGUUCAGACGCUGUCUUCAGUCCCUGCGACCGGUUCAAACUCAGCUUCUCGGCAAAGAGUGAGGAAGAGGACCAAAGUCCUGUCGAUUGCUCGCAAGAUCCUGCGUAUCGGGAAGGAGCCCCCCACCCUGCAGCCUAAGGAGCCCCCCCCCUGUCUGCUGGAGGCUGACCUUACGGAGUUUGAUGUGCAGAACUCCCAUCUGCCCUCCGAGGUGCUGUACAUGCUGAAAAAUGUCAGGGUGCUCGGCCACUUUGAGAAGCCUCUGUUCCUGGAGCUGUGCCGGCAUAUGGUGGUGAUCCAGCUGCAUCAGGGGGAGGCUCUCUUCAGACCAGGGGACACUGACGACAGUAUUUACGUGGUUCAAGAUGGCCGCUUGGACAUGUGCAUCCAUGAGAGCGAUGGGACCGAUGCUGUGGUGAAGGAAGUGUUGCCAGGAGACAGUGUUCACAGUCUGCUCAGUAUCCUGGACAUCAUCACUGGCUAUCCAGCGCCUUAUAAGACAGUGUCUGCCAGAGCUGCAGUCACCUCCACCAUCCUGCGUCUGCCCGCUGCAGCCUUCCAGUCAGUGUUUGAGAAGUAUCCAGAAACUCUGGUCCGUGUCAUCCAGAUAAUCAUGGUGCGUCUCCAGAGAGUCACCUUCCUCGCCUUACACAACUACCUGGGCCUGACCACUGAGCUCUUUAACCCGGAGAGCCAAGCGAUUUCUCUGGUGUCGGUGGCCAAUGUUCUGGGGGAGGGUCAUCCACACCGGGGCCUCCGUAGGCAGCCCUCCCACUCUGAUGAUCAGGGCUCCGAAAAAAGUGACACAGAAAAGUCGAGUUUCUCAGAAACUUCGAAAUACAAGAAAUCCCGCUCAUUCUCCAACCCGGUGGCUGUCACAGGUGAAAUGUCCCUCGGUCUCAACAAAGUGUAUGAACGGGCUCAGGUUUCCAAAGAGGAAGCUCUGCCUCCCAGUCCUGUAAAGUCAAUACUCAAGAAGAGUGUGACCAUGCAGCACACUCCAUCAGCUGUUUACCACUACAGUGACACUGGAGCAGAAAAUGUCCAGCAUAACAAAGUUAACGCCAUUUUCCAAGCUGCCAAAAAGGAUCUGCUCAAUGUCAUCCAGCUACAGGACCCCAGUCUUCUGGAGGGGAGAGUGAACCUUCGGCAGGUCAAAGCUGGCACUGUGGUGGCUCACCAGGGAGACCAGGAUGCGAGUGUGGCGUUUAUCAUCUCGGGGGCGCUCCAUGUCUACCAGCGUAUGAUAGACCGAGAGGAAGAGUCCCUGCUGUUUGUCUCCCACCCAGGGGAGAUGGUGGGUCACCUAGCCGUCCUCACGGGGGAGCCCCUCAUCUUCACUGUCCGAGCUCACAGAGACUGCACCUUCCUCUCCAUAUCGAAGGCCCACUUCUAUGAGAUGAUGCGUGACGACCCCCGUGUGGUGCUGAACGUCGCUCACACUGUGGUGAAGAGGGUGUCGCCUUUCGUCCGACAGAUUGACUUCGCCCUGGACUGGAUGGCUGUGGAGGCUGGCCGUGCCGUCUACAGACAGGGAGACAAGUCAGACAGCACCUUCAUCGUACUGAGCGGCCGACUCCGCUCUGUCAUUGCAAAAGAUGAUGGGAAGAAGGAGCUGGCUGGAGAGUAUGGCCGUGGGGAUCUGAUUGGUGUGGUGGAGGCUCUGACCCACAUGAACCGAGCCACCACGGUGCACGCCGUCCGGGACUCAGAGCUCGCCAAGCUCCCUGAAGGCGCUCUGAACUCCAUCAAGAGAAGAUAUCCUCAGGUGGUCACCAGGCUCAUCCACCUGCUGGGAGAGAAGAUCCUGGGAAACAUGCAGCAAGUCAGCGGACCCCUGGCUGCUCGUAGUCUGGCCCUCCACACCCCCACCAGCAAGUGGGAUGUUGGGAACCCAGCGUCCAACCUGUCCACUGUGUCCAUCCUGCCAGUGUCUGAGGACGUCCCACUCACAGCUUUCACCCUGGAGCUGCAGCUGGCACUCAGCGGCAUCGGCCCGACUCUGCUCCUGACCAGUGACAGCAUCAAACAGCGCCUCGGUGCUGCAGCUCUGGACAGUGUCCAUGAGUAUCGUCUGUCCAGCUGGCUGGGGCAGCAGGAGGACAUCCAUCGCAUUGUCCUCUACCAGUCUGACCCCACCCUCACGCCCUGGACCCAGCGCUGCAUCCGCCAGGCUGACUGCAUCAUCAUCGUGGGACUGGGGGAGCAGGAGCCCACUGUGGGGGAGUUGGAGAAAAUGCUGGAGGGCAGUGCAGUGCGAGCUCAGAAGCAGUUGGUGUUGCUGCACAGGGAGGAUGGCCCCCCACCCAAAGGGACGGCCGAGUGGCUGAACAUGCGCAGCUGGAUCUCCAGACACCAUCACCUGUCCUGCCCCCGCAGAGUGUUCUCCCGGAGGAGUUUACCUAAGCUGAGAGAGUUGUACCAGCGUGUAUUUGAAAAAGGUCCGGAUCGUCAUUCCGACUUCUCUCGUCUGGCCAGGAUCCUGACAGGGAACAGCAUCGCCCUUGUGCUGGGUGGAGGGGGCGCCAGGGGCUUCUCUCAGGUGGGGAUCCUGCGUGCCCUGAAUGAAGCGGGGAUCCCUGUGGACAUGGUGGGGGGCACCUCCAUCGGCUCCUUAAUGGGAGCACUGUACGCUGAGGAGAAGAGCAACAGCCGCAUGAGGGUCCGGGCUCGGGAGUGGGCCAUGGAUAUGACCUCUUUCUUGAAGAAGAUUUGGGAUCUGACCUACCCUGUUACCUCCAUGUUUUCUGGAUCAUCCUUUAACUCCAGCAUCAGCUCCGUCUUCAAGGGCAAACAGAUAGAGGACCUGUGGCUGCCAUACUUCAACAUCACUACAGACAUCACAGCAUCCUCCAUGAGGGCGCACACUGAUGGUUCUCUGUGGCGAUACGUCCGGGCCAGUAUGUCCCUGUCUGGUUACCUGCCGCCGCUCUGUGACCCCAAAGAUGGACACUUACUCAUGGACGGAGGAUACAUCAACAACCUGCCUGCGGACGUGGCUCGCUCUAUGGGGGCCAAGGUUGUGAUUGCAAUCGAUGUUGGAAGUCGGGAUGAAACCAACUUAACCAACUAUGGCGACUCUCUAAACGGCUGGUGGCUGCUAUGGAAACGCUUCAACCCUCUGGCUGAGAAAGUAAAGGUCCUGAACAUGGCAGAGAUCCAAACCCGGCUAGCAUACGUGUGCUGUGUGCAGCAGCUGGAGCAGGUCAAAGACAGCGAAUACUGCGAGUACAUCCGGCCACCCAUCGACCACUACGGCACGCUAGAGUUCGGCAAGUUUGACGAGAUCGCUGAGGUGGGGUACCAGCACGGAAAAACAUUGUUCGACGUGUGGCAGCGCAGUGGUGUGGUGGACAGCAUGCUGAAGGACAGACAUCAGGAGGAGUUCCACAAGACCAAAACUGGCCAUGUGGUCACCUGUCCGAACGCGUCCUUCACAGACCUGGCAGAGAUAGUGUCGAGAAUCGAACCGGUCAAGAAUGCAGUGAUCGAUGAGGAGCUGUCGGACGAUUACCAGACGGACUAUGAUGAGGAGGCGGUGGAGAGCGCUCUCUCUGACUACGAAGCCUUCACUCACGGCAGUGAACACACUGAAGAAGAGGAGACAGCAGACACUGCUGAAACAGAUGAGUAAAUUCAAGUCCGACUUCGACGCAGUCCUACACCGUGACAUCCAUUUCAGCAAUGACUCCAACAAACAUGCAUGUAAAGGCAGUAUUUCUGGCAACAAUGAGGAAUUCUCAAACAUGAAGCUUACACUCUUAUCCAAUAAGCAGCCAGGUAGCUCAAGUGUUCCUCUAACACACUCAGCAGGUCUGUAGAUGGAUACAGGGACUUCUUGUUCAAAGCUUUCAGCAACAGAAGGGAGUUUUAAGAUCAGCGGUUUAAAAAGAUCAGUAAGAACCAGGGUGAAGAAACCAACAAACUGGUUUGAUUAACAGCACAGUGUAUUUUUCUACUUGUUUGACACAAGUUGUUUUGUAUGGCAGUUCCUCGCUCUGUUGUUCUGGGAAAAUAAGAAAUGAAUACCUACAAGCAAUUCACACACACUUAAAAUGGACUGGACAUUUUUCAUUUCAUAUUUAUAAUAAACAGGGCACUUUUUGCGACUGCCAUAAUAAGCUCAGAUCCAUAAAGCACUACAGUGCGUUUCAUGAUGUUUACAUAUAAGUUAAAACAGCUAAUAUGCAUGUGCCUUGAGCGAACGCCCAUUUCGUCCUAAUGAUGAAGGGAUUUCUUCUCUUCAGAGAAUAAACACGACACAGGGUGCAUCACGUUAAUCCCAACAAGACCUUCAGUAUAAUACACUUUUUCACGCGUGCAAAAUAACUUGCAUUGGAUGAGUUUCAUGUAUGAAUUUCUUACAUGAAGCCUGACUAUUUAGAAAACACAAUGAAAGUCUCUUUUUUCAUGGGAGUGGAGAGACUAGUGCAAGCAUCAGGUCUAAACGUGUCUGGAAUACAACCUGAGUUCCACAGCAGCACCGCAAUGCAGGGAAGGCAGACUAUGAGAUGUGUCCCAGUUUAAUAAAUAUAUAUUUUGUUGGAUGCACACUGUCCGACAAUGCGAUGCACAAAAGACAUGGUGGAGCUGCUCGCUGCCGGAACAAAUUCUAAUGAUUUUGAAUGGCAGUUAACCUCUGUAGAAUGAGAAAAAAGAACUUUCAGUUUUGGAAACCUUGGCCUUCCACAUUUCCCCGCAUUUUGACCCCAUGUAGCUUGAUUUUUUCUUUACAUUUAAAAUGAUUUGACUAGUAAUUUGGGUGGGAAAAUAAAUCAGGUUAUUAAUAGCCCAUGUUUGCUGUUUUUUAAAACACUUGGAUCUGAAUGGGAAGUACCGGUUUAAGUCAAAUACAAAAAUGACAGCUGCUCUUUUAAACUUGACAUGAACACAUGUGUGCAGUCAAAGUAUUCUGUGUGAGCACAAACUUAGCCCCAGGGGAAAUCUACAAAGAGCAGACCUCUCAGCCAGCGGUGUGUUCACAGUCUCCUCUAAUAGUGCCUUUACUGAUUUGGGAAGUCGCUUUUAUUUGUAGUAUAGAAACAAUGUGUUGUUUUGCUCAGUGAUAUCUGUUUGUUGUUGUUCCAACUCGAGGGGGCCUUCACAAGAACUGUUCUAUUAGGGUAGUAUUAUGUCAAUUUCUACGACAACACAUGAAUGCAGCACAAAUGCUCUUUCUCUGGGAAUGCAAGUUAAACAAUAUUUUUGUAUCCGUUCAUCCUUGGCCUAUGCCUCUCACUUCCAUAAGCUUUGAUGGAAAUAGGGCCAUUAGUUUUCUGUGAUCCUGCUGACUGACAGACGGCGGACUGACAGUUAUUGCGUCCAUCAUAGUUUUCCUGAUCAUGAAUACACGUCUCCGAAUGUUGAAUGUCUUCACAAAACAAGCCACGUUCUUCAUGCAACUUUACCUUACCCAGGCAGUUUGCACUAUUGUUACACAAAGAAUGGUUGUUGUAUUUGGAUAAAAUUAAUCAUUAAACCUGAGGACAGAUGAGUGGUCUCACCUGCUAGGACUGAACCCAUCUCUUUGCAGACAGUACAGCCUUGUUUGUGCCUGGAAUGUUUGUAUGUGACACUUUAUUAUAGAGUAUUGAUAGAAGGUGCUCAUCCUUGUGAGUGUGAUGAUGACAGGGCUACCUAAAACUGGUACUAACCCACCGUUUAAUGUAACAUUACACUUUUUUUAGCUGCUCUUUCAUCACCGUGGUUACAGCUCCUGUGGUUUUGAUUUCUGAUUUAAAUUUUUAUGACCUGAAGGGAAAAGUGUCAAGCGUAUAGUGACUUCUGAGAUAAUGUGAACACCAUCUCUGUUUUGUUAAUGAUUUUUUGUUAAUAGGGAGUAUUAUGUAAGAACACUUUCUGUUAGACAUUGGCUAGGGGUUUUUCAGUUUGUAACUUAUUAUUUGUGAAAUAGUUUCACAGACUAUUGUAGAAAGCUUUAGAAUAUUUAAUUGUACAUGUUCAGUGAAUAACCUGCUGGUUAAAUUUAAACUAAUGCACUAUUUGAUAAAAUCUUAAAGCCAAAGAUGUGGAAAAACUGAACAGAAAUCCAGACAAUGAGUUCUUGUUUGGAAUCUGAACUGAAACUGUAGGCCUAACCAAUUUCUCCCUGGGAUAAUAAAGUCUUUCUGAUUCUGA